Molecule: messenger RNA, 1212 nt
Organism: Lepus europaeus (European hare)
Lineage: Eukaryota; Metazoa; Chordata; Mammalia; Lagomorpha; Leporidae
Gene: UBTFL1
Product: upstream binding transcription factor like 1
Source: RefSeq, a predicted model, not a curated record
AUGUCAAAAGCAAGCAUAGAUUUCAUUUCAGACGUGGCAGUUUUCCAGUUACACUGCAGAGCCCAUGAAGUGUAUGAAGGAUGUAUCCUGAAGAGAACAACCCAGUUACAUCUGCCCUGGGGAAAAUCAGCUUUGAGAGGAUUUGCUGGGGAAGCUCUCCAACUGAGAUAAUUGCAGAUCUCUUCUCACUUCAGGAAGUUCUACAACUUGACAGAACUGUCUUGGGAACUAUGGAACACAUCAGACAAAAAAUACAAGAAACAUCCAGACUUCCCAAAGAAGCCCCUGACUGCUUACAUCCGCUAUUUCAAGGAGAUGCGGCCCCACUACUCCCAAAAGUACCCCAACCUCAGCAACCAAGAGCUGAGCAAAUUCCUAGCUGGGAAAUACAAGCAGCUUCCAGAGCACAUGAAGCAGAAAUACUUUCAGGAUUUCCAGAGGGAGAAGCAGGAAUAUGAGGAAAAACUGGCUCGGUUCAAGGAAGAUCACCCUGACCUGGUCCAGGACUCCAAGAAAUCUGUUUUCUUCAAGAAGGGCCAAGCCCAGGCCCCCAGGAAGUCUCAGGGAAAUGGGAAACGUGUGAGGUCUCCUCCAGAGAGGUAUGGAUUGUCCAGGAAGGUGGUAUUCCUUGGAGAGCCCAAGAAGCCCCCUAUGAACGCAUACCACAAAUUCCACCAAGAUUUGUGGUGCAGUCCGGAGCUGCGAAGCCUGCACCCGAGGGAGCGCAUGGUGGAGGUCAGCAGGCGCUGGCAGCGUGUUCCACAAAGCCAGAGGGAGCACUUUGCCAGACAGGCGGAGGAGCUGCAGAGACAGUACAAGGUGAACCUGGACCUCUGGCUGCAGAGUUUGUCCCCUGAGGAAUAUGCUGUCUACAAAGAAGCCAACUAUGGCAAGGGCAGGAAUAUGCGCAUGACCGGGGGCCCAAACCCGAACUUCAGACAGGGGUAUCUGCAGCCCACAUCAAUAAGGAGUUCCCAAGAAGCACCUGUAGAAAAGCAGAUGAUGCAGGAUCUCGGGAAAGAUCGCUCAGAGCACAUUGAGGUCGAUUCUCCUCCCUCACAGCAAGUAGACGUGGAUGUGGAGGAAGAUGAAGACGAGGAUGAAGGCAGUCACUCUUCAGACUCUGUCAGUGAGGAUGAAGAUGAGGCUGCAGGGAAGAUGGGGAUGAGUGAGGAUGCUGUGUGCGGCUCAUCUUCCUCAGACUCCGACUGA